AGGGGCGCGCGCAGUGCGCGGCAGACGGCCGGCGGCGUCGGCGGCGGAGUGCGGGUCGCGUGGCAGAGCGUGGUUGCCAGGGACACCUGAGGUCGCCCGCUCGCCCAGCAGGCGCAGCGAGGAAGCAGCGCGGAGCCGGCGCCAAGCCGUGGUGAAGGAGGAGGGUACCCUAGGCUGACGGAUUCAAGGAUGCAGCUGGUGCUAGAGGUGUGUGGCACCUUACCUGAGCCAGACCAUGAGGCCAUGUCACCAUGAGGUGGGCCCCUCAUGGCCUCAGCAGGAACAGAGCACUACAAUAUUGGCCUGCGCCGAGGAAACAGCUUCAAGCAGAGACAUCCCUCAGGCACAGUGUCUGCUUCACCACCUGAGAAACCCUCGGAGGUCAAAGUCUGGUCUCAGGCCCAUCAGCAGGUGAAGCCAAUCUGGAAACUGGAAAGGAAGCACGUAGGCACACUGUCAGCCGGGCUGGGCACCAGUCUCUUGGGAGUCCCGCCCCAGCCAGCCUAUUUCUUUUGCCCCAGCACUCUAUGUAGCUCUGGGACGACAGCUGUCAUUGCAGGCCACAGCAAUCCCUGUUACCUGCAAUCUCUCCCUGACUUGUUCAGCAAUACUCUGCUGUACCGCCGCACCAACGUGAGACAAAAACCAUACCAGCAACUGGAAUCUUUCUGCUUGCGUUCCAGCCCAUCAGAGAAAAGACCUUUUUCUCUUCCUCAGAAGGGUCUCCCUGUCAGUGUCACUGCCAAUAAAGUCACAUCUUCUACAGUCUUCCCCAUGGCUCAGCCCAUGGCGUCUUCACCCACUGAUCCAUACCUCUCACUGGCAGCAGCUGGGGAAAAUCCUUCAAGGAAGAGUCUGUCCUCUGCCAUCUCAGGGAAGAUUGCAUCUCCACUGUCCUCCUACAAGCCCAUGCUGAACAACAACUCCUUCAUGAGGCCAAAUAGCACUAAAGUGCCCUUAUCACAAGCCACAGAUGGCCUGAAGCCAGUAUCCUCACCCAAGAUCCAGCCUGUCUCCUGGCAUCAUUCAGGGGGUACUGGAGACUGUGUAUCCCAGCCUGGUGACCAUAAGGUACCCCAAAGCAUUGGCGCUGUCUUAGAUGAUGCCACUGCCCCUAACACCUCAUCUACCCCUAGCACCUUCAAUAUAUCCACAGCCAGUGUUACCUCUUCCCAGUGCAGUCAGAGUAACUUUAGGAUGGAGGCGUAUCCCUGUGGCCUGGAUGAAAACUCGGAUUCCCAGAGCGCUACUAAAGAGGUACACUUCACUGAGGCUGUGAGGAAGUUGACUGCAAAAGGCUUUGAGAAGAUGCCACGGCAAGGCUACCAGUUUGAGCAGGCUUGUUUUGUGAAUCCCAGCUUCCAGUGGGGUCUUCUCAACAGAAGCAGGCGGUGGAAACCUCUGAUGGGCCAGCGGUUUCCUCAGGAGGAUAUUGGAUUAGACAGUGGGAUCCUUCCUGGUGCCUCAGACACUUUGGGGUUGGACAGUACAGUCUUUUGUACCAAAAGGAUCAGCAUUCACCUCCUUGCCUCACAUGUCCAUGGGCUCAACCCCAGCCCUACCUGUGGGUCUAUAGUUGACCCCCAAUUACUUGGAGAAGACAGAGCUCCUGUUCCCCCUUCUUCCCUCCAGCCUCUUGGUGUAGCUGAAGUGGCCACCCGCCUUUCUUCUGUCCAUCUUGGCCAGCCUGGGAAGGAGCCUGAGGAAGCCAAGGAGCUGAGCUCAAGUGCUAGGGGUAGUUGUUCAGCUACUGACCUCCAGCCAAACCAGGUGGAGCCUGAAGAUACAGAAGAUGAACUAGGAGAUGGUUUGGAAGAUUGCUGCAGCCAUGAUGAAAAUGACGAAGAGGAAGGAGACUCAGAGUGCUCUUCCUUAAGUGUUAUCUCCCCCAGCGAGUCGGUGGCAAUAAUAUCUCGGAACUGUGUGGAUUUAAUGUCCAAAUCCCUUCCCAGUCAUGAGAAAGUUGUACGACCAGCCCUCAUCUACAGUCUCUUCCCCAAUGUGUCCCCUACCAUUUAUUUUGGAACUCGGGAUGAAAGAGUGGAGAAACUUCCCUGGGAACAGAGGAAGCUUCUGCGGUGGAAGAUGAGCACAGUGACCCCCAACAUAGUCAAGCAGACCAUUGGACGGUCGCACUUCAAAAUCAGCAAGCGGAAUGAUGACUGGCUGGGCUGCUGGGGUCACCACAUGAAGUCUCCUGGUUUCCGAUCCAUUCGAGAGCAUCAGAAGCUAAACCACUUCCCAGGCUCCUUCCAGAUUGGGAGGAAGGACCGGCUGUGGCGGAACCUGUCUCGCAUGCAGAGCCGUUUUGGAAAGAAAGAGUUCAGUUUCUUCCCCCAGUCCUUCAUCCUGCCCCAGGAUGCCAAGCUCCUGCGCAAAGCCUGGGAGAGCAGCAGCCGCCAGAAGUGGAUUGUGAAGCCACCAGCAUCUGCUCGAGGCAUUGGCAUUCAGGUCAUUCACAAAUGGAGUCAGCUCCCCAAGCGCAGGCCCCUCCUGGUACAGAGGUAUCUACACAAACCCUACCUCAUUAGUGGCAGCAAAUUUGAUCUUCGGAUCUACGUUUACGUUACUUCUUAUGAUCCCCUACGGAUUUACCUCUUUUCGGAUGGACUCGUCCGCUUUGCUAGUUGCAAGUAUUCGCCUUCCAUGAAGAGUCUUAGCAACAAGUUCAUGCACCUGACCAACUACAGUGUCAAUAAAAAGAAUGCCGAGUACCAGGCCAACGCUGAUGAGACGGCCUGCCAGGGCCACAAAUGGGCACUGAAGGCUUUGUGGAAUUACCUGAGCCAGAAGGGAAUUAAUAGUGAUAUCAUCUGGGAGAAGAUAAAGGAUGUUGUCGUCAAAACCAUCAUCUCGUCAGAGCCCUACGUGACCAACUUACUGAAGUUGUAUGUGCGACGCCCCUACAGCUGUCAUGAACUCUUUGGUUUUGACAUCAUGCUGGAUGAGAACCUAAAGCCCUGGGUCCUAGAAGUCAACAUUUCCCCAAGCCUCCACUCCAAUUCUCCCCUGGACAUCAGCAUCAAAGGCCAGAUGAUCCGAGAUCUCCUGAACCUGGCAGGCUUCGUUCUGCCCACCAUGGAGGACAUCCUCUCCAGUUCCAGCAGCCCCAGCAGCUCCAGCGGCUCCAGCACCAGCCUGCCAAGCUCUCCUGGGGACAAAUGUCAGAUGUCUCCAGAGCAUUUUACUGCACAGAAGAUGAAGAAAGCCUAUUACCUGACCCCGAAAAUUCCUGACCAGGACUUCUAUGCAUCAGUGCUGGAUGUCUUGACACCAGAUGAUGUUCGGGUUCUGGUCGAGAUGGAAGAUGAGUUUUCUCGUCGUGGUCAAUUUGAAAGAAUUUUUCCUUCUCGAAUCUCUUCUCGUUAUCUUCGUUUUUUUGAGCAGCCACGAUAUUUCAACAUUCUCACCACCCAGUGGGAACAGAAGUACCAUGGAAACAAGCUCAAAGGAGUAGAUCUGCUCCGGAAUUGGUGCUACAAAGGCUUCCAUACGGGGAUCGUCUCCGACUCAGCUCCGCUGUGGUCUCUGCCAACAUCACUCAUGAGUAGCCCAAAGAGUGAUGGGACACCCAGUGCCAUCAGCAAAUCUGAACGCAUCAAGUCAAGAAAGCAAAGCUGCUCCGAGGGAAGCGCGUUGUCCUGUGAAGAUGGGACACCAGCCAAGCCCAAGAAGAGUCAAGCGGGCCUUUCCCCCGUGUCCAGGAAGACUUCAUCCUCCAAGAACAAGGAGGACACCAGCAAAGAGGCCAACCACUCUACCCAGGUGUUACCUGUCCUCAAGUACUCUGGGCAGAAUUCCAGAUUUUCUGCUUCCUCUGCUUCCCACUCAGCCGGUGACUCCCUCCUGACUGCUGUGAGCCCAUGACUGGUCUCCUGCGUGGGAGCACUCAGCUACCUCAAGGGAACCGACCUGCUGACCAGCCUGAGCCUCCACCGCCCUCCACUUUGCCCCUCAUCAGAGUAUUUUUUGAAGUGGUUCUAUUGUAGAUAUGGGCAUCUGGAGGGCUGGAGGGGUGGGGGUGACGGGAGAAGGUGAGGAAGGUUCACCCUCUGUCACCUCACUGCCUGGCUGGCGCCUCAUAUCUCAGUAGAGAAGCCAGUGACGGCCGAGCAGCCUUAUAAAGCAGGGUUUGGUUUCUACUCUGAGAGCCAUGUGUGAUUUCUUUGAGGCCCUGAUGCAGGGCUCAAGUUGUUGCUCAAGAGGAGAAAGCGUGCUAAAGACACACAGAAGUCUCUUGUUCUGUAACUGAGAGGGUUCCUUGAAAGGCCUGAUUUCCUUAGGUCUUUUGUCCCUACACAUCCUUGUUUUGAAGAGCCAUUUCUAGAAAGAAACCUUCAGUCUUCUUCAAAGACAAACGGGAAACCAUGGCAGGCCGCACCCAUUUCCUGGCAUCCUGGUCUUGGGGUGACGUCCCUAACAUAUCUCCAUUUAAGGUUCCACCCGGUCAGUAGCCCUGCGUCUUCUGUGACUCUCGGGCCCCCAGAUAAUUUUGGUCGGGUUAUGUAGAGGAGGGUGGAACAGGCUGUGUUUCUCCUCGACACAGUCUUGUAGUCUGUUUUGAUUUGAGAAGGAUUUGGUGCCUCGGCAGAGGGGUUUUAGGGCAAUCAUUCUUGCAGGACAGGCUUCUCAUCCCUGACAGUUAGUACUCAGCUAUAUCUACCUCCCUCUGGACUGGUAAACACUGAGCACUGAAUAAACACUGGCUGACCGAACUGUGUGUACAGCUCUCUGAGGACGCUGGCUCUGAACCAGAAGCACUGCUGUUGUCCCCGGUGUGGGGAAGUAGAGCCCAAGGAAGCCUGAGGUGGGAGAGCGUUACUAGAACUAUGGUCGUCCGUAGCCUGGCACCCCCUCCUCCCCGGGACCUGCAGUCUCCGGGUUCUCUAGCAGUGGGGCAUAGAAGAAGCCAAUUGGCCCUAUGUCUGAUAAACAAGAUUUGCCCUGUGCAUACCAGGUUGGAAGCCCAGCAACUCAGUCUCAGCCUGGUCUUGUCCACAUUCUUCUGAGCUUUGGAAAGAGGGAGACUUCUUUUCUCCUGGAGUCCUGUGGCCAAUUGGCAUGGAGCCUGGAAAGAUAAGAGAAACCUGACUCUGUUCAAGGUCACAGAGUAGGUAGACAUGACGGUCAGUCCUAAGGCUUUGUUGACAGUUGUGAAGAAAGCUGGAUAGCAAAGUCCUAGUCGGUACUUCCUGUUCAACGAUAAAGACUUCAAAGUCAGUCCACAGUAGGAGGGAGAGUCCAUGGCCGUCCUAGAAAAUCUGAUCUCAACAGCCAACACCCUCCUUUCCUAGCUACCGUAUUCUAGUGCACAUGUGACAAAGGGCCAUAGUCUGCCCAGGGGAAAACAGGCCUCUUUCUGCUCAGCAGCAUUAUCCCAAUCCAUGUCUCUGGGGCAGAGGCCCGUUUGAGUCAGUUCACUCCUUCACGUGGACUUGAUUCCUUGACCUGCCCUCCGAGGCUCCCCAUCACACAGUCAGUCUCCAGCCAUGCAACUGCAGAGAAGAUGAGCACUGCAGCAGACUGGGGGCCCCCAGAGGGGAGGGACUGGGGGCCCCAGAUGAGACAGCAGUGCACUGGCAGUUUCUGCUCUGUGUCUGUGUGACCCAGGCUGCAUGCUGUAUUCCGUCUUCAUUACAGUUGAAGGCCGAUGGGUCUUCUCUAGUGGGAGAAAAAGCGGGGUUUAAUGUUUUGCCUUACCUCUCAUCUCAAGAGUGUGAAAUGUUGAUAAAUUAUUUCACUGCAAAUUUCAGCACUGGUGAGUCAACAAUAGUUACCAUUCAGUUGAAAGUGAUUUUUAAACAGUAAUAGUUUUUGAAAGUUUUAAAUUUGGAAGUGUAGUUGAACACAUACUUAUCAGAACGCUUCAGUUGUUUUCCCAAGGUUAUAGCUUAGCCGGCCUCUGGAAGAACAGAAGCAAAUGCCGGGGACAGGGAAUGAAAUAGAGUCUUUUUCAUCACAGUAUGCAUGUGAGGCCUACCCUGCAGGCUUGUGAAAUUUAAGCCAAAUGAAGGGACCAGGGGAUGGUUCUGUGCAAGAAAUGUAAAAAUCUUCCUUUGAAACAGCGUGGUGGCUCAUGCCUUUAAUCCCAGCACUUAGGAAGCAGAGGCGGGCCAAUAAAGCUGUUCCUUGAAGAAAGGGGAACAGCUGCAGAGAUGUCCCAGGAAAGGCCAGAACAGUGCUAGACACCUCACUACCCUUCGCCUAGUGUUCACCAAAGCAUAAUUUUCAUUAUUCCUUUGAAUGUUAUCAUUCCUGUGGGAGUCUCUUGUCUGGGUUCAUCUUUAUAGCAUGCCAGUAUCCCAGGGAGGGGAACAUUAAGCGUUAUGAAUAUGUAUGUGAAUUGAUAAUUUAGUUACCCCAAGAACCUUGAUUGGCAAAGAAUAACAAGACUAAAUGAGUACCUGGUGUCUGAGAGAAGCAGCAGUGGAAGACAGAUCCUGAGGCAGGUGGGAGCCGGAGGACCAGCAGUUGUACCAGGGGGAUGGUGUCACUUUGGGGCCAUUCUCAGGGUGACAGCUGUUUACUGAAAGUAACUUCCUAUCACCAUAGCCAAAGAACAUCCUUGGUGGCUUCUGUGGCAGUUCAGCACUGCUGAGGGCCCGUGAAGAAGGUUAAUCCACACACAGCGAUUUCCACGUCCUUCAGCUGAAUUAGUUAUUGGGAUAAGGUGAUGGCCAGAGGCUGCUGGGGAGCGGCCACUGUUGGCUCCUCGUUAGUACUGAAGACUCCCUCUAAUUACUUGUCUAGUUUGCUUUGGGCCUGGAAACAAUGGUUUUUAGAGAGCUGUAUCUUGUCACUUGGGGUUUUAAUCCUGCCUCUUCAGUGAUGCUUAGCCUUGAACAUUCCUCUGUAACACUGGGGACCCGGGUGGCUCAUUUGACCUCUGUCUGCUUCAGAUCAGUGGAAGCAGCAGCAGUCUUGGGUUGGUCUUAGUGAGAGGUCACAGCAGGAGCAAUAGUGUGGCAUUCUAAGACCCAUUUGUGCCUUAACCAGCAGAAUGUGCUGAGAUUAGAAUACCAGAGAUUAUUACCACAGGAGAAGCCAACAUUUGAAAUGUUUCUAUAUCUUCUAAAUUUCAGUUUAGUAUAUCAAUCUUUUGGAUGUAGUUAUGGGGAUUAAAUUGGGUGUAAGACAUCAAAAAAAAAAAAAAAAAAAAGCCUCACAGUGCAGAUUUCAAAAGAAUCCCAAAAUAUCAAAAUGAUUACCAAACUCUUUCCUUCCUGGAGUAGCAGCAGUAGUGCCAGGGGUUGUAGGGCAGAGCCGUGAGAGCUCAGCAGGUGUUCUCGGGGCUGGGGGGGGGCUGUGUCCCACAGGACCCCACUUGUUUGUUUUGUUCCUGAACAGUAUAGCCAUUUGCGCGACAUUUGCAUUGUGUUGGGUGUGACAGUUAAUCUGGAUUUUGAAGUCCACCACAGGAUGUGUGCAGGUUAAAUGUGGCAAAUGGUACUCCAUUUACCUAAGGGAUUGAAACAUCUGUGUGCUAUCUGGGGUCCUAGAACCAACCCCCACAUAGACUGGAGAACUGUGCUUUGAUUCUACCCAUGGGAAAUUAGAGCUGUGGAUUUGAUCAAGAUAAUUAGCUUAAAAUUUUAGAACCCUAUCAGCUGCCAGGGGCACAAGUAAAACUAGCAGGCUCAAAGACUGAAAUAAAUGCUCGUGUCUGGAAAUGCACAGCUGCUGGUAGAGAUACCUGUAUUGUUGGCAAGGAUGGCCAUUCAUCAACUGUUGAGUAGUUUAAAAAGUAGAACAGCCCGUGUGUCAAGCAGAAAGAAUACAUUAACACAUCUGUUCACUAAAUACUGUUUAGACAUUAGUGUGAAAACUGGGCUAAGUGAAAGAAGCCAGAAGCAGGUGUGCAUGCUUCCUGAUUCCAUUCUAAAAAAGGGAGUGAUCAUCCUAGAAGGUGGGGAUUGCCUGUAGAUGAUGGGGGGCUAGGGGGUUGACUGUGGAGGGGCACGUUGGAAAUACCUUUGUCUUAAAUGUGGUUGUGAUAACAGCUGUAUGUAGUUGGCAGACCUCAAAAUUGUACAGUUGAAAGUAAGUAAAUAAAGCUGAUUUUCUUUCCUUUUUUAAUUUUUUCAUUUUUCAGUGUUGGGGAUCUAACUGAGAGUCUCAAACAGUAGGCAUCUGCUGAGCCAUACUCCUUGGCCCAAAGCUGAUUCAGAAACACACACACAUACACACACUCACUCACUCACUCACUCACUCACUCACUCACUACCAUUUCAUGAGAUGUAGAAAUUAAAGCCAUGCUCACAAUGAGGUAACGGGUACAGUGAAGAUUGAAAGGUAGCUGUGGGUAAAGCCAUUGCAGCUUGCACAUGUGACUUGUAUGAGCAUAAGAUGAUCACAAUUGAACUCUUGCAGUAAUUUAUAAAGACAGCAAGCAUAUCUACCUGUGACCCAAAGCAUUGAGAGAAGCCAGACGUGAAGCUCAUAAUACAUAUAGUUAAUUGAAAUUUGGAGGGAAACUCAGCUAUGGGUGCUAAAAGCUGCGGUGGUUGCCUUUAUAACAAUGGUAAAAGAGGAACCAUGCUUGAUAGCAACACUAUACUCUGAGGUGUUGGUUUUAUGGAUGACAUGCUUGCUAAAACUCAUUGAAUUGUGGAAGACCUGUGCAUUUGUAGACAGCAUUUUAUAAUUGAAGUGAAAUUGAUGUGUUAAAUUUUAGCUUUUUAAGUGUACAUUUCAGUGGUAUUCAUAAUAUUGGACAACUUUCACUUCCCCCUGGUUCUAGAACAUUUUUCUAAACUUGAAAACAAACUCUGCCCAUUAAUCAGUUGCUCCUCCUCCCUUCCUCUUCUCCCUACCCAUAGUAACCUCCAAUCUUCCUGUUUUCAUAGGUUCACCCAUUCUGGGUGUUUUACAUAAACAGAAUUGUGAUCUUUUGUGUCUGGCUUAUCUGACUUAGCAUGAGUUCAAUGUUCACUUUGUAAAACAAGUCAAUACUUCAUUCCUUUUAUUACUAGUUUAUUCAUGUUAGGAAAAGGUGGAUUUUGUCAUGACAUUUUCAUUAAAUAUAUUUAUCUCCCAUUGACCUCUGUUCCCCAUCUCCUGGUCUCUUUCCUCUUCACUGAUAGUUGCUGUACGUGUGUGUGCUUUGAAUAAAGUCUGCACUAAGGUGAGAAAA
Messenger RNA from Peromyscus leucopus (white-footed mouse), 9133 nucleotides. RefSeq names its product tubulin tyrosine ligase like 4 (gene Ttll4). Gene Ontology annotation, biological process: microtubule cytoskeleton organization; protein polyglutamylation. The record is from RefSeq and is a predicted model, not a curated record. Gene Ontology annotation, cellular component: cilium. Gene Ontology annotation, molecular function: tubulin binding; tubulin-glutamic acid ligase activity. NCBI's taxonomy places the organism in Eukaryota, Metazoa, Chordata, Mammalia, Rodentia, Cricetidae. Bases 268 to 3867 code for a protein of 1199 amino acids. The transcript has 19 exons.